Messenger RNA from Scutellospora calospora, 173 nucleotides. Lineage: Eukaryota; Fungi; Glomeromycota; Glomeromycetes; Diversisporales; Gigasporaceae. The record is from the annotation of a GenBank genome assembly.
AUGGGCAGAGUUUCAUGGUUUCAAUCAGAGUUUAAUUCUUUUAUCGACGCUAAUUUUCUUGCUGCAUCACAAACCUCAGGUUAUUCAAAAGUACAUAGACAAAGCCAAGCAAUGGGCUGGUUUUGGUGGACCAAAGAGCCAAAAAUUGAAAAAUAUUCUAUUGAAAAUUUAAA